Cyphellophora europaea CBS 101466 is the source of this 1347-nucleotide messenger RNA. RefSeq lists its product as uncharacterized. Lineage: Eukaryota; Fungi; Ascomycota; Eurotiomycetes; Chaetothyriales; Cyphellophoraceae. The transcript has 2 exons. The record is from RefSeq and is a predicted model, not a curated record. Gene Ontology annotation, cellular component: inositol phosphoceramide synthase complex. The coding region runs from base 1 to 1347 and encodes 448 amino acids. Gene Ontology annotation, biological process: sphingolipid biosynthetic process; inositol phosphoceramide metabolic process. Gene Ontology annotation, molecular function: inositol phosphoceramide synthase activity.
AUGGGGGCAGGUGCGUACCUUGAGCCACUGGUGGUAGUGAUCCUACUUUUUGGCGGAGCCUGGAUCAAUAGAUCCAGGGAUAAUGUCUUCUCUGCUACUCCUGUGCGUUGGCGCAGUGCGUACGACCCGUUCGACCCGUUCAGCAAAGAUGAGAAAGAUCUUGACAUAGACAAUGCUCGUCUCACUGCAGCGAAGCGAUCACUUUCUCCCUCCCUGCUAUCAUCGCAAGAAAGCAAGUGGCGCGACCGCGAGAUCUACAUCUUCGGAUAUAGAAGAGUGGUGCAGACUCCCAAUACUGCUGUCUUUCGCAAUCGCUUUCUGAGCAGAGUGUUGUUCAAAUUGCCCUUUCUAGCCGAGGCGUGGUACUGGGCCCUGAUUUAUUGGGUAUACCAGCUCGGUCGGGCGUUCACAGCUGUGACAAUUGUCGAAGGAACAGUCCACGUUGCCCGCAAACACGCAUUGCAACUUAUCGAAAUUGAGAAGCGAUGGCACGUCUUUUGGGAGCUCCCGAUCCAGCAGUUCUUCAUGUCGUACCCGACGCUGAUGAGGUCGAUCAAUUGGUUGUAUUCAUUUAUCCAUAUUCCCGGAACGAUUGCGUUUCUAGUCUGGUUGUUUUACUACACCAUAACCAGCAACCGGCGUCAUGUGCAAGGCUGUCAGUCCGUCGGCUCUCCGGCAGGCCCCUCACUAUACGAAGCUCGCCGCAGGACCAUGGCUGUCUGCAAUCUGUUGGCAUUCGUCGUUUUCACCCUAUGGCCUUGUAUGCCUCCAAGGUUGCUGAGUGACCCCGAGUAUCAGGGUGCUGAUGCAAUUCUGGCACAGAGCUACGGCUUCGUUGACACAGUUCAUGGUGCGGAAGGUGCCAGCAGUGUCUGGACCCAGAACAAGUUUUGCAAUCAGUAUGCUGCCAUGCCGUCACUGCACUUUGGCUACUCGCUUUUGGUCGGCAUUACGAUAAUGACCAUACCAAUGGCGCCAACCCAUCGACGUUCGCGAGCGAUUCAGCUUCCUCUCUUCAAUCAGAGCCACCCGGAUCUGGCACCCCGCAUUCGUCUGCCACCAGCUAGGCGUCUGGCAUGCAUUGCAAUAGGCUGCGCAUACCCAACAGCAAUUUUGGUCGCUAUUGUUUCAACUGCAAACCAUUUCAUCCUGGAUGCCGUUGCUGGCGCACUGGUGUGCUUCAUUGGUUGGAAUAGCAAUAAAAUCCUGCUCAAUUUGCUGCCCAUCGAGGAUUAUUUCUUGUGGUGCGUUAGGAUACAUAAACCCAGCCACCGGCUCUCUGAAGCAGCGGCCCACGAGAAGAGGGCUGGAUGGAAUCCGAAUGGCAACGCCGCAGCUGUCAGGUGA